Messenger RNA from Felis catus (domestic cat), 1539 nucleotides. Its product is annotated as collagen alpha-2(I) chain-like. NCBI's taxonomy places the organism in Eukaryota, Metazoa, Chordata, Mammalia, Carnivora, Felidae. The transcript has a single exon. The coding region runs from base 226 to 1404 and encodes 392 amino acids. The record is from RefSeq and is a predicted model, not a curated record.
CGGGCCGGGGCCGGGGGGACUCUGGGAAGCCGCGCCCGGACUCGUGGGCCCGGGGGACAGGAGCCCCUGAGCCGCGGCCGGCCCCGCCGCUCGCGGGCCCCGUCACCGCCGCUCCUGCGGAGCUCGGGGGGCCGGGGCCGAGCGCGUGCGUGCGUGUGUGCGGCGGCCCCGGCGGCGGGCGGCGGGCGGGGGGCCGAGCGGGGCGGCGCGGGCGGGCCUGCAGCCAUGAGCGGGGCGGCGGGCCGCUGCGUGGGGCCCAGCCGGCCGGGGCGCGGGCGCGGGAGGCCGUGGGGGAAGAGGGGCGCCGCGGGGGCGCCGCGCGGCCGGGGAGCGGGGCGCCGGGCGACGACCUCGGCGUGGGACACGCGCUGCGUGAGCGCAGAGAGGCUGCGAGACUGUCGGCGGCCCCGGGGGAGGAGAGCGGAGGCCGACGCGGCCGGGGCGGCGGGGGCCAACGGGCCGGAGGCCUCGGAGACCGCCGGCGCCGCAGGCUCGGCGGAGGCCGCGGGGGACCCGGGCGCCGUGUGGGUGGACGGCGCGGUGGGGGAGCCCCAGGUGGUGGGGCCUGUCGGGUCGGUGUGGGUGACGGGCACCGGCGGGGAGGAGGACGGGGCGCCUUACCAGAGCCCCCGGGGCUGUGAGCGGAAAGGCCGCCCGGGAUCCAUGGGGCACGAGAGCAUCCUGGAGCUGUGGCUGAAGGUGCAGGCUAUGCGGGCGGCGGCGGGGUGCGGGGAGGGAAGCAGAGUGGAGCUCCACCCGGUGCCCGCGGGAGAGGGCCCGGUUGACAGGGGCGUCCCCGGCAGGGCCUCCUGGGUGGAGACGAGCCGGGGUGGUCUCACGGGGCCCUGGGUGAAGGGACAGGCUCGGGCAAUGCCCCGGACCUCGGGAGUGUCCACAGGCGUUGGGCCCGGGGCGGGUUGUGAGAGGGUCCCAGGCCUGUGCGGGCGGGGACAGGCGGCUGGCCUGCUGCCUGGGGGUGUGCCUGGGAUGGUGCCCUACCUGCUGGGGAGAGGACAGGCCGCGGGUGGCCCGCGCCUGUGGACAGGGAGAGGGGCUGGGGGAGUGCCCCUGGUCCGUGGGGCAGAGGGCAGUCCCUGCAGGUGCGGGGGGCUCCUGGCCCAGAGACCGUCUGUGGGGACACCCCGGGCUCAUGGAGAGGGGGGCAGGCCUCGAGGGUGCUGCCUGAUGCUGUGGGGGCGCCCGGCAGGGUGGAGGAGGAAGCCAGCUGUACAGGUGCCCUGGGCGCGUGGCACAACGGACAGGCCGUGGAGGGGAUGGGGUCUGGGGGUGCUCCUGGCACGUGGGGCACUGGACAGCCCGUGCGGGUGCCUUGUGCUGUUGAAGAGGAAGCUAGAUGUGGGGGUGACCCAGGAUUCAGGGAACGGGGGCAGGCUGUGUGGGUAGAGACCGGCUCUGGAGGGGACCCGGGUUCCUGGGCAGCCGCACACGCUGCAGAGGCAUGCGGUCCUGCCGAGCUGCAGGUGGGCCCUGGAGGCGCUCCAGGCCUGUGGAGUGUGGAGCAGGGCCUGGGGGUGCCCA